Molecule: messenger RNA, 4282 nt
Organism: Passer montanus (Eurasian tree sparrow)
Lineage: Eukaryota; Metazoa; Chordata; Aves; Passeriformes; Passeridae
Gene: ST14
Product: ST14 transmembrane serine protease matriptase
Exons: 22
Coding region: 727-3213 (828 amino acids)
Biological process (GO): acrosome reaction; complement activation; proteolysis
Cellular component (GO): membrane; extracellular region
Molecular function (GO): serine-type endopeptidase activity; protein binding
Source: RefSeq, a predicted model, not a curated record
AGGGUAACUAUAAACUAGACUGUGUUCCAGGUGGUGUAUGCUGCCACAUCCUCGCUCUGCAGCCUGAAAACUGUUCUGGAUGAGUCCUGCGUUUGCACCUGGAGCAGAAUAAGUCACCUGCCAAAUCCAAGAUCCUUGAAGCAGAAACAUGCUGGUCCUUCAGAGCUCCAGAACCAGGUGGUUUUGCAAUGGCACUUAGAGAAGGUGCCAACCAAAUCCCGGAGGAGCAUCAGUAAGUGGCUAUGCUGACCCACAGCAAGGCCAUCAGAGCCUGGAAAAUAGAAGAGCAAACCUGCUGGAGGUCAUGGUGUUCUCCCUGCAUGGUGACACUGCUUGACGAGUUAACAGGGACCUGCAAGGUGCUGGCAUUGUUUGGAGCUUGAUGGAGAGGCUGGAUCAGCCCAGGGUGACUGUGCCCAUCCCCAGCUGUACCCAGCCUUUGCUUUGGGGGCUGCCUGUUCAGCUGGAAAGCACGGCGCUGCUGGAUGACGUUUUCCUCUCCUCCCACUGAAUCAGCCUUUUAUUUACUCUUUGGAAUGCAAAGUAACAGGACACCCUAUUUCAGGGCUCGCCUUCCUCCCAAACCUCGGCUCUGCUCUCAAGAUGCUGUUGUGGCUACACUGAGACAACGCGAGGAGGAGGUGGUGACAGCUUUUAUUGGAUAAACUGGUUCCAGCGGGAGCAAGCAGAGGCUUUGCGGCUGACUGCUGCCAUUGCGUGCGGGAUAUGAACAACCUGGAUGAAGGGGUGGAGUUCCUCCCUGCCAUGAACUCCAAGAAGAUGGAGAAGCGCGGCCCAAGGCGGCAGGUGGUCGUCACUGUCCUGAUCGUUGUUGUUCUGCUUGUCUCCCUCACCACUGGCCUCCUGUUUUGGCACUUCAAAUAUAGGAACACACCUGUCCAGAAGGUUUUCAAUGGCCACUUGCGGGUUCUGAACUGGGAAUUCCUGGAUGCCUAUGAGAACUCCAGCUCUCCAGAGUUUAGUAUGCUGGCCAAGAAGGUGAAGAGCACGGUGGAGGAGAUCUACAAGAAUCAUGCUGAUAUUGGUCCUUACCACAAAGAGACAGUAAUCACUGCCUUCAGUGAAGGCAGUGUCAUUGCCUACUACUGGUCAGAAUUCCUUGUGCCCAAAUACCGGGAAGAGAGGCUGGACAGGGCAAUGGCUGACAAGCAAAGCCUGGUGCAGAGGUGGAACCCCCGCUUGAGAAACCCCAUGCUGAAGGUGGAGUCAGUCAUUGCUUUCCCUGUGGACCCCAGCAUAGCUCACUCUGCCCGGGACAACAGCUGCAUGUUCUCCCUUCACGCCAAGGAAGGGGAGGUCACCAGUUUCACCACGCCGGGCUUCCCCAACAGCCCAUACCCCAACAAUGCCCUCUGCUACUGGGCAUUGAGGGCAGAUGCCAGUUCCAGCAUCAGUCUCACCUUCAAGACCUUGGAGCUGGAGCCAUGCAGAGAUGACAGUGACUACAUCAAGGUGUACAACUCUCUGAGCCCUGUGGAGCCCCACGCCUUGGUUAGGCUUUGUGGGAAUUAUGCCCCAUCCUACAACCUGACCUUCCUGUCCUCCCAGAACGUCAUGCUAGUCACAUUGGUUACCAACAAGGAGGGACGAUUCCCUGGCUUUAAGGCUGAGUUCUUCCAGCUCCCAAAGAUGAAAGCCUGCGGUGAGACCCUGAAGGGAGACAGUGGCACCUUCACAACUCCCUAUUACCCAGCACACUACCCCCCAGACAUGGACUGUGUCUGGAACAUUGAGGUUCCCUCUACAAAGAAUGUGAAGGUGCGUUUCAACAUGUUCUUUGUGCUGGAGCCUGGGAUCCCAGUCAGCUCUUGCACCAAAGACUAUGUGCAGAUCAACGGCACAAGGUACUGUGGGGAGCGCUCCCAGUUUGUGGUGGCCAGUACCACCAACAAAAUCGAGCUCCGGUUCCACUCGGACCAGUCCUACACAGACACAGGUUUCUCUGCGGAGUUCCUGUCCUACGACUCCAGUGACCCCUGCCCUGGCAAGUUCACUUGCAAUACUGGCCGCUGCAUCGACAGGAGCAUGCGCUGUGAUGGGUGGCUGGACUGUGUGGACGGCAGUGAUGAGAGGUCCUGCACCUGUACCGAGCAGCAGUUCAGGUGCCGGAACGGGUGGUGCAAGCCCAGGUUCUGGGUCUGUGACAACGUGAAUGACUGCGGCGACAACAGCGAUGAGCUACAGUGCAGCUGUUCAGAUGACAGCUUCAAGUGCGACAACGGGAAGUGUAUCCCCAGCACACAGAAAUGUGAUGGCAAGGACGACUGUGGGGACGGGAGCGAUGAGGGCAGCUGCAGCACAGCAGGCCAGACCACAGUCCCCUGCAAGGAGUACACAUACAAGUGCCGCAGUGGACACUGCAUCAGCAAACAGAACCCCGAGUGUGAUGGGGAGCAGGACUGUGAGGACCACUCUGAUGAGGACAACUGCAACUGUGGGCUCCGCUCCUACGUCAGGAAGUCACGGAUUGUUGGUGGGCAGAACUCGGACGUGGGAGAGUGGCCGUGGCAGGUCAGCCUGCACGUCAAGGGCCAGGGCCACAUCUGUGGGGCCUCGCUGGUGUCAGCAAGCUGGCUGGUGUCGGCAGCACACUGCUUCCUGCCAUUGCAAGGCAUCAGGUACUCAGAUCCCAGCUUGUGGACAGCCUACCUGGGGCUGACUGACCAAGGUGACCGCAGCAGCCCCAAUGUGCAAACCCGCAAAAUCAAGCGUAUCAUCUCCCACCCCUUCUUCAAUGACUACACCUAUGACUACGACAUCGCUGUGCUGGAGCUGCAGAGCCCUGUCACCUUCACAGCCGUCGUCCAGCCCAUUUGCCUUCCCGAUGCCACCCACAACUUCCCUGUGGGCAAGGACCUGUGGGUGACUGGAUGGGGAGCAACUGCAGAAGGAGGCACAGGAGCCUCUAUCCUGCAGAAGGCAGAGAUCCGGCUCAUCAACCAGACUGUGUGUAACCAGCUCCUGACAGACCAGCUGACACCACGCAUGAUGUGUGUGGGAAUCCUGACCGGUGGUGUGGAUGCCUGCCAGGGAGACUCUGGGGGGCCCCUGGUCAGUGUGGAGCCCAGUAGUCGGAUGUUCCUGGCUGGCGUGGUGAGCUGGGGCGAUGGCUGUGCCCAGAGGAACAAACCUGGGGUGUACAGCCGGCUCACAAGCCUGCGAGACUGGAUCCAGGAGCACACAGGCCUCUAGGGAUGGAUCCCUGCCUGGAGACCUCUUGGGCAGUGCUGGCUGAAGACACUUGGCAGUGCCAGCCAUGCACAGCCUCUACUGUGAACUUGAACCCUCCCUCUACCUCGCUGCGAGCGCCUGGGACUCCAUGUGCAACCAGAGCUGAUGGUUUGGUUUAGCCCUUAGUCUGAGAAAUCCAUGUUUGGAGAAGUUUCCCUUGGGGAGGGUAAACUAGUGCAGUUGCCAUGAAUAAUUGGAAUGAGCCAUCAUUCAAGAUUACAUAUAGCAAUAAACUUUAAAAAAAUCGAAUUUAAAAAAAGACAGUUUGUGUUUAGAGGCAAACUUUAUUGGACAAGUUCAAAAACAAGGUUUCAGCAUAUAUUCUAAGUCGUGCAUUUGUUUUCAAACAGCCAUCCAUACCCUUUCUCUGGUGUUCAGCCAUGGUGGGGGUAAAGGAAGGUCUUACCAUAGUUUCAGGGGGAUUCCCUUUGGGAUCCGUCCUUUGUCCCACACUGUGAUCUCCUCCUUCUAUCCUCUGUCCAGCUCUGCUUCUGGCAUGACCAAGUCCAGGACUGGGGGCCUGAAAGAGAGAUGUUGGACUGAAACACCACCACUCAUCCCAAGGGAAGCCAUGGGCAGAGUUCAAAGCCAUCACUCAUCCCAGAGAAAGCCAUGGGCAGGGCUCAAACACUAUCACUCACUGUGAGGGAAGCCACAGGCAGAGCUGCUGGCACAUGUGGAGAUCCAGAGCCAUUGGCAUCACUGCAUUGUGCCUUAACAUCUCACUGAGCUCAGCUGAUGCAGCUUCUGCUGAGCCCCAGGUGCCUGGAAUCACUGUGAAGAGCACAAGGGCUGCACUGAAUUCUUCCCGGAGUGCUCCCCACAAGGACAACAUCAGUCAGCUGUGCACACCAGCCUUACAUCUAUCUGACUUCUGUAAAGAAAAAUGUGACUUGUGAAUGUGCUGAUCUUCCUUUUUCCUCUGUAGUCUGUUCCUGCCCCAGCAAAGCACACUCCAGCUUAGUCCCUUCCUUACCUGUAAAUACAUUGUUUUGUAAAACUCUCAGAACUGAGAUGCUGCAAUAAACUG